Molecule: messenger RNA, 859 nt
Organism: Anoplophora glabripennis (Asian longhorned beetle)
Lineage: Eukaryota; Metazoa; Arthropoda; Insecta; Coleoptera; Cerambycidae
Gene: Lsm11
Product: U7 snRNA-associated Sm-like protein LSm11
Exons: 4
Coding region: 1-717 (238 amino acids)
Biological process (GO): mRNA 3'-end processing by stem-loop binding and cleavage
Cellular component (GO): U7 snRNP
Molecular function (GO): U7 snRNA binding
Source: RefSeq, a predicted model, not a curated record
AUGGCCGACCAGGAACACGAAAAUGCAAGUGAGAGCAGUAAAAGUGAUAAAAGUGAGGAUUACGACCCCCGUUUGGACUUUUUUAGUGACAGAUUCGAUCCCUUGUUGGCUUUGGCUAAACGAAACCUAAAAGCUCCCGAUAUUUCUGCCAAGAAAUAUGAUAAUUUAGCAUUUUAUGAGUCGGCCGCGAAUAAAGAGAAAAAUCCACAACAGGGGCAACAGAGCAGUAAGAAAAAACAAGCGAUGGAUGUAGAAGUGAGGAGGAAAUGGUUGCCACAUCAGAUGCCAAUAAGAGCAGAAGCUGCUGUCCCGAGAAAGACCGUCUUCUCAAGAAUGGAAACGAUGAAGGGCCCAUUGGCCCUUCUGAGAACAUGUAGAGACGAAAGGUUGCAAAUUAAGGUAUUUACCAGAAAUCAAAAAGGAAUCCGUGGUUACUGCAUAGGUUACUUGGCAGCAUUUGACAAGCACUGGAAUCUGGCCUUAGAAGAAGUGUUCGAAUUCUGGACGCGACCAAAGAAACGGAAAGUUCCCGCACUUGAUAGUGCAGAAAUGAUGGAGGAACCCCGAAAACGUGUCAGACCACCUAGAAUUAAAAUAACCCCUCACGAGACAGACAAAAAGCUAGAAAACUGCACGAGAAAUGUUGGGCAGUUCUUGAUGAAGGGUGAACACGUAGCUCUUAUAAGUGUGGUUAGAGAUUCGAGCAACAAGGGAUAAGGUCGGUCUAAAGCGUCUAAAUUAUGGCAAUAGGGAGACGAUUUCAAAACUAAAAGAGAAGCCUAUACGAAAAGGUUACAGAAAUUAAGGCAGAACCAAGAAGAGAAUGAAUUUAUUAAAUUAAUUUGUAGGAAUAAACGAA